This is a messenger RNA of Mercurialis annua (annual mercury), 1018 nucleotides long. RefSeq names its product nicotianamine synthase-like. The record is from RefSeq and is a predicted model, not a curated record. The transcript has a single exon. Gene Ontology annotation, biological process: nicotianamine biosynthetic process. Bases 44 to 898 code for a protein of 284 amino acids. Gene Ontology annotation, molecular function: nicotianamine synthase activity. Lineage: Eukaryota; Viridiplantae; Streptophyta; Magnoliopsida; Malpighiales; Euphorbiaceae.
AUUUGCAUACUGAGGCAAACAAUCUUAAGCCAGAAGAUUUGGAAUGGCUUAUUGCUCAAGUUCCGACUUCAAAACCCAAAUACCCGACGAGUUGCUCAUUGCUCGAAUUACCCGAAUUCAUGAUACUAUAUCUAAGCUUGCCUCUUUAAGACCUUCAAAGGAAGUGAACAGCCUCUUCUCUCAACUUGUCAGCUUAUGUAUCCUCCCUUCUACCAUAGACAUUGCUUACUUACCGAAAGAAGUUCAAGAAAUGCGUAGAAGCCUUAUCGAUCUUAGCGGCCGAGCUGAAGGGCUAUUAGAGCUUGAAUUUGCAACAUUCUUGAUCAAAAUUUCUAAGCCUUUGAACAACCUCAAUCUUUUCCCUUACUAUGAUAACUAUGUCAAACUAACCAACUUGGAGCAUAAGAUUCUAAGCGAAAAUGGUGUCGUGCGGCCCAAGAAAGUAGCCUUUAUAGGGUCUGGUCCGAUGCCUCUAACUUCAAUUAUAAUGGCGACCCGUCAUUUGAAAUCGACUCACUUUGAUAAUUAUGAUCUCGAUGAGGCUGCUAACGACAUGGCUCGUGAGAUUGUGAGUUCUGAUAGUAAAUUGGAGAAGAGAAUGAAGUUUGAGACAUGUGAUGUAAUGGAAGUGACAGAGAAGUUAAGAGAAUAUGAGUGUAUUUUCUUGGCAGCUUUGGUUGGGAUGGAAAAAGAAAAUAAAAUAAAGAUUAUUGAACAUAUAAGGAAAUAUAUGAAAGGAGGAGGAAUAUUGUUAGUUAGAAGUGCAAAUGGUGCAAGAGCUUUUCUUUACCCUGUUGUUGAUCAACAGGAUUUGGUUGGUUUUGAAAUUCUUUCCAUUUUUCAUCCUACAGAUGAUGUAGUCAACUCUGUUGUUCUUGCGAGGAUGGUAAACUUUUGAACAUUUUUUUUCUUCUUUGAGGAAAAAUUAGAUGUUCUUGUGUUGUGUUUUUAUUAUUGCAAUAUGUUUUUAAGGUUUUUCUUUGAGUUCUUAAUGAGAAUGUUAUACUUCUAUUCUGUA